Molecule: messenger RNA, 558 nt
Organism: Trichomonas vaginalis G3
Lineage: Eukaryota; Parabasalia; Trichomonadida; Trichomonadidae
Product: organellar and viral DNA polymerase type B
Exons: 1
Coding region: 1-558 (185 amino acids)
Source: RefSeq, a predicted model, not a curated record
AUGGACAAAGAUUGCGACAUGGUUUAUAAAAAUAUUUCUGACCUUUACAAAUCCGAAGAAUUUAAGACAUACGAUAACUUUGUUUCAUUAGUUGCAAAAUGUGUAUGGCAGAUAAGAGAUAAAGAUAGAAGAGGUAAAGUAUGGAAUGAACAGAUAAAACCAGCAGCUUUUGAGUUAAAGAAAACCAUUGACGCCUUAGUUGUUCUAGCUGGUUUUAUUUCAAUGUAUAACGCAAAAACGAUGCCGCAAUGUUCAAAAUGUAAAGCAGCAAUAAGAAAAUAUAACUACUCAGUCAAAGAGAUAGAAAGAAUGCGAAACGACUAUUCAGACUUAAAGAAAGAAGCAGAAAAGCCAGCAGAAGAUAAAAUGGAUAUGUUGACAUUUCUUAAUAAAAACUAUCCAACAGCAGAAGAUUUCCUUUUAUCUGAUGUCAAGAAGAAGUAUAAAGAAACUUUCGGCAUUGUUAAAACAUUCGAUGUACUAAAAGAAGAAAUAGAAGCUACGAAAUUGUUUAGGAUUUCAAAUAUACAUCGUACAAUUCAUGUAAAACGCUUGUGA